Messenger RNA from Sphaerulina musiva SO2202, 1385 nucleotides. RefSeq lists its product as uncharacterized. NCBI's taxonomy places the organism in Eukaryota, Fungi, Ascomycota, Dothideomycetes, Mycosphaerellales, Mycosphaerellaceae. The coding region runs from base 1 to 732 and encodes 243 amino acids. Gene Ontology annotation, molecular function: acyltransferase activity, transferring groups other than amino-acyl groups. The transcript has a single exon. The record is from RefSeq and is a predicted model, not a curated record.
AUGCCGAUCCGUGCGGCAACCUACUCGGAUCUGCUUCCCGCAUCUAAAUGUCUUGCCCGAGCAUUCAAAGAUGAAGCUCUCUUCGGCGUGUACAUGCAUCCUCGCAGAGACCAAUUCCCAGACGAUGUAUACCUCCAAUUUCUUCACCGAUUACGGGAUGGCUGGGCCAGUGGUCCAGACAAUCACUUCCUGGUCUCCUACUUGCAGGCUCCCGAUACCACAGAACAAAUCACUGGAUUUGCACACUGGAAACGCAUGCGCGCCAACCCACAUACUACUGUCGUGCAGAGAGUAAUGAAGACUGCUAUGAAUUGGUACAAUUAUCUCGAAUCUCUCAUCUACCCUAAUCGAGCGCUGGAACCGAGCCGCGCCGCUAUCCUCGGACAGAUUGGCCCCUUCGCGGGACAUUUGUGGUCUGGUUCACGCGCGGAAGUUUGGGACCUCGUGUUGCUGGGCGUGGACCCGUCAUAUAGUGGCACAGGUCAGGGCAGAGAACUGGUAGCCUGGGGCUUUGAGCGAGCUAAAGAAGAAGGCAUAGGCUGUUCCGUCAUCAGCGCUGAGGGUGUCGAGCCGUUCUAUCAACGAUGUGGUUUCGAUAAGAUUGUUGGCAGUGUUGCAGAGCAUGGGGGCGAAACAAAUCCUUUUAUUCGAGAAAAGGUUCCCGGUGGAACGAUCCUGUUCUGGGACAAUGGGAGAGAUAUCAGUGGAGUCAAAGGGUAUGGCGAGCAGUAAGCGGAUGAUCAAGAACAUUCGUGCCACUGCACUGCCCAGUGAAGAGCAUGCCGUGAGACUGCAAGUAUCAGUGUACUGUGUGUGCAACAAACGGUCGUCGCUGGUCUCAAUCGAUGCUGCUUCGCCUCCGGCGAUCAAGUCCGAUUGCACGAACUGACAUCCUGCCCCGUUCGUCCACUCAUAGGACAUUCGGACCGGCCGUGUAUGGAGAUUGCCGCUACACAUAAAACGGAGGUCGAGAUCGGGGCGUCGAGCUCGCUUCGAAAAAGAAGGUGGUGCUGCGCUCGAGGAUGGGGAUCUGGACGAGGCCACGGAUCGAUUGGCGUCAUUCUUCUCCACCUUUGAUGCACUCAUCUGAUGCACAAAACGCCAUGCCGCGGCAUCCCGUGAGCUUAACGCACGUCGCUGGAGCAGCGAGGCAGGCCAGGCAUGCUAUGGCCGUUCAUUGCCACUCUCUGGACUCCAAUCGACGUUGACUCACGGUAGCACAUACGGACCUUGGCGAACAUGGUUCGAAUGCUUGCAACCUCGUGGAUGUGGCCCGCUGACGGUGCAGCUCCCAGGAGUCCCAUCCCAUCUCCGCUUCGAGUGAAGUACUAGAUCUGCCACCUCUCCGCUGUUUCUCUUUUUGACUAACUAACCUGACUACCACU